CAGGAGACACAGCGAGACGGACUGGUGCCGCUGACCGGGGACAAGCUUACUGCCCCUACACAGAGAACAGGCGCAACAAGGAAAACUGCGGGAGGAUAACUUUGUACCGGCACACACCCUUCAUGUUAUGGGAUUAAAGCGCACAAAGACACACACCGGUGCGUAAAGUUGAUGCGCUGAUCCGCUGCUCCAGAGAACAUUACCACUGAGGUCCAGCAGAGUCUUUGUCUGCGGAGGGAGAGCUGUGCAGCGCGGCUGGAGACAUCGGGAGGCUCCCUGUGAACGCGCCACAUGCGUGUGGAAGAUAUGGAUUUGCUUUUGCUAUAGCCCAGAUGUGCCGCGGUUUUUUUAUAUUUAAAUAUUCAUUUUUUCAUCCUUGGACUGUGUGCGUGGUGACAUUGUUAGAUUGUAUUUCUCUUUAACGAGCGCAGAGAUAUCAAGACUAAAUCGUGCGGAAUUACAACCAUGAACUGUGUUGUCAGUUUGGUACACAUCCUUUUGGCAGCGGUUCUUCACCUAUCCACAGUAAAGACUGCCAGCAUUACCAAGGGAGCGGAGAAGAGUACAAAUGAGGUGGCUGAUGAAGAAUUUUCUUCGUUUUCCCCAGUCAUCCCUCUCAUAGAUGUCGUCACUAAGAGUCUGUGUCAGCCCAGGGAGGUGCUGGUGGACAUCUUCUCGGAGUAUGCGGAGGACACGGAACACACCUACAUUCCCUCCUGCGUGGUGCUCAACCGCUGUGGAGGCUGCUGCAACGACGAAGCAUUGGAGUGUGUUCCUACGGAAACACACAAUGUCACGAUGGAGGUAAUGUGUCAUAGACCAAUGGUAAAGAAAGGCCCUAUUCUAUUAAGUUUCACAGAGCACAAAUCGUGUAUAUGCAGACAAAAGCCAGAUCUUCCAGUAAAGAAAGAAUAGUAAGUACGUGUUUUGUUUUUUUUGUCAUGUGUUUGAUGAGCUUCUGGG
Molecule: messenger RNA, 963 nt
Organism: Notothenia coriiceps (black rockcod)
Lineage: Eukaryota; Metazoa; Chordata; Actinopteri; Perciformes; Nototheniidae
Gene: vegfaa
Product: vascular endothelial growth factor Aa
Exons: 5
Coding region: 466-915 (149 amino acids)
Biological process (GO): positive regulation of angiogenesis; vascular endothelial growth factor signaling pathway; positive regulation of endothelial cell proliferation
Cellular component (GO): membrane
Molecular function (GO): vascular endothelial growth factor receptor binding; growth factor activity; chemoattractant activity
Source: RefSeq, a predicted model, not a curated record